AUGCCCGCCGUAAAUGAUGACUCGAGAACUCCAGGGAUAUAUCCGGAGCCUGGUCAGCCUACAUUUUUCGACGUAGCAAAACCGCAACUCCCUUCCACCGUCGCUCCGAGGCAAGUGACCUUGCGGGAUCGCGUUACCAUUGCAACUUUGGUGCCGUUCUCCAAUGCCUCCGACUUACCGCACUCCCUGUUGGUGUACCUAUGCGACCAAUUGAAUAAAGAGAUUGAAAAGGGGGACACGUAUCCAAUGGACCGUCCUCUUACUCUGGAAGAAUUUGGUCAAGACUGGUUCUCGCAUUUCGGAGCUGUAAUGCUUCUAGGUGAGGUCAAGGGAGUUCAAGAUGCUCAAUCCAUGGGCUUGGCUGGAGAGGACUGGAGGAAAACGUGCCUAGGAAGCUUCAAUAUCAAACCGAAUUACCCAGGACGAAGCAGCCAUGUUUGCAAUGGCGCGUUCCUGGUCACGGAUGCAUCGAGAAACCGUGGUGUGGGCAGAUUGAUGGGAGAAUGCUACCUUGAAUGGGCACCUCUACUGGGUUACACGUAUUCUGUAUUCGACCUAGUUUACGAAACAAAUGUCGCCUCCUGCCGUAUAUGGGAUGCUCUUGGGUUCAAGCGGAUUGGAAGAGUGCCCGGCUGCGGGAAUUUGAAAUCAAGUCCUGGCCAACUGAUUGAUGCAAUCAUAUAUGGUCGUGAUCUAGGCCCCGAGGGCGAAGAUUUCGUCUCAGAGGAAAGAUUCGACAAAAUUAGAUAUUAUCUCAAGCAUUCCAAAUACCCAACUGGCGCGGAUCGAGCAGAAAAGAGCCGACUACGAAGCGCGGCGACCCAUUACAAGCUUGUCGGGGGACAGAAUGGAGAGCCAGAAAAGCUGAUGUUGAAGGACAAGGAGGUGGUAUCUGAUCCUCAACAACAAUAUGAAAUAGCCCGAAAGAUCCACGAGCAGCAACACGGUGGAAUCAACAAGACGACCGCCAACAUUGCCCUGAAAUACCACUGGGUCAGGAUUAAGGAGACUGUCAGUAUGGUGAUAAAGAAUUGCGAAAAAUGCAAGGAAUCGCCCAAGGCCCCAAUUUCAAAUUCGGACGGGUCAAGUUCGAAACGGGAAAAGUCGUCAACGCCAAGAGAGCGGAAACAAGAUGUGUCCCCGAGUGGCUUUGGAACGCCUCCGGAACAACUCUCAAAUGUUCAUGAAUACAUCAAAGAGGACCCGUUUGGUGGGCCGAGCCCUCCGGUGUUACAUGGAGCAAUGGAUGACAUUAAAUUCCAACCGGAUCCGGAGGAAAUACCAGAUUAUGCUGACAUUCCUCUGGACCCUCAAAUUAUGGAUGAUAUUCAGCAUCACCUACCGUCCUUUCAGCGCCAUAACGAAGUUGACCUCUAUGAACCAAAUAGCCUUCAUCAAGCCCACGAAUUGGGCCACGGGUUUGAUCACGCCCAUCUAGAACACCACGGCUCCCCAAAUGACUACCGUAUGGUUGAAGAUGACAACGGGAUAAUAGCUUCUCAAGCCGCUGCGGCCCUGCGAGAUCAGGCGAUGCACCUCGUCGAUACCUCUCGACUUCAUAACGAAACGCAGUUGCAUCCCUUGCAGCAGCUUUUGACAACCGGGAAGAGCCGUCACAGUUUGACGGUAGAUUUUGACGAUAAUUCUGAGGCUUACUUGUAA
This is a messenger RNA of Uncinocarpus reesii 1704, 1662 nucleotides long. RefSeq lists its product as uncharacterized. The record is from RefSeq and is a predicted model, not a curated record. The coding region runs from base 1 to 1662 and encodes 553 amino acids. Lineage: Eukaryota; Fungi; Ascomycota; Eurotiomycetes; Onygenales; Onygenaceae. The transcript is spliced from 2 exons. Gene Ontology annotation, molecular function: acyltransferase activity, transferring groups other than amino-acyl groups.